Chrysochloris asiatica (Cape golden mole) is the source of this 1167-nucleotide messenger RNA. RefSeq names its product OTU domain containing 3 (gene OTUD3). Bases 1 to 1167 code for a protein of 388 amino acids. NCBI's taxonomy places the organism in Eukaryota, Metazoa, Chordata, Mammalia, Afrosoricida, Chrysochloridae. The transcript has 8 exons. The record is from RefSeq and is a predicted model, not a curated record.
AUGUCCCGAAAGCAGGUGGCGAAGAGUCGGCCGGGCAGCGGCAGCCGGAAAGCAGAGGCUGAGCGCAAGCGGGACGAGCGAGCGGCUCGGCGGGCCCUGGCCAAGGAGCGGCGGAACCGGCCUGAACCCAGCGGCGGCGGCAGCUGCGAGGAGGAGUUUCUCAGCUUUGCCAACCAGCUGCAGGCCUUGGGGCUGAAGUUGCGGGAGGUGCCGGGGGACGGGUCUGCGAGGGCUUGUUUACUGCGCCUAAGACAACUUGAGAAUCUGUACUUGCGCACAGUGAGCCAGAGUGCUCCCCAGGCUCGCUUUGGGCUUACUUACCGGUGGACUCUUAGCGGGAUGGUGGCCAGUUUGGCAAAGCCUGGUACUUUUGCUGGCAAUGAUGCCAUUGUAGCCUUUGCAAGAAAUCAUCAGUUGAAUGUGGUGAUUCAUCAGCUGAAUGCCCCUUUGUGGCAGAUUCGUGGUACAGAUAAAAGCAACGAGAGAGAGUUACACAUCGCAUAUCGAUAUGGGGAACACUAUGACAGUGUUCGGAGGAUCAAUGACAACUCAGAAGCACCUGCACAUCUCCAGACUGAUUUCCAGAUGCUUCACCAAGAUGAAUCAAAUAAAAGAGAAAAGAUCAAGGCAAAGGGACUUGACUUUGAAGAUGACCUGAGAGAUGAAGUAGAAGACGCUGUCCAGAAAGUUUGUAAUGCAACUGGAUGUUCAGAUUUUAAUUUAAUAGUCCAGAACCUGGAGGCUGAAAAUUAUAAUAUUGAAUCCGCAAUAAUUGCCAUGCUUCAGAUGAACCAGGGGAAAAGAAAUAAUGCAGAUGAGCACCUUGAGUCCAGUGGUCGUGUUCUGAAACCGUGUGGCCCUUUAUGGGAGGAGAGUGGCAGUGGUGCCAGAAUCUUUGGAAACCAGGGCUUAAAUGAAGGCAGGAUUGAAAACAAUAAGGCACGGGUCAGCCCUACUGAAGAAAACAAAGCAAAUAAAAACCAGCUCCCAAAGACCACAAACAAACAGAGGCGAGAACAACAGCGACUGGAGAAGAAGAGGCGGCAGGAGGAGAGGCACCGUCAGAAAGCCUUGGAGAGCAGGAGUAGCCACAGGGACAACAGAAGUGACACAGAUGUGAAUACGCAGGUCACCUUGGUGAAGACCUUCGCUGCUCUCAACAUCUGA